AUGCAUCUAGCUACCGUGCUUUUUUUGGUUGUCGCCGUUUUCCUAAUUGCAGGCAUUGAGGCAUCCCAAUAUAGGGGUAAAUUUGAGGAUCCAGCUCAUCCAGGAAAGUGUGUCGUUGAAGGCUUGGUCCUUGAAGCGGGUCAAACUGGACGCCAUCCAAAAGAAUGUGCACGAGUUGACUGCGGAGAGGAUAUCGAAGCGGAGAUCUCAUUAUGUGUUGCAGACGUUCUUCACCCCGGUUACAAAUUUGGAAAAUACACUGCACCGAACGCUGAAUAUCCCGCAUGUUGUAAUCGUGACAUUAUAAAGGAGUAA
Drosophila suzukii is the source of this 315-nucleotide messenger RNA. Lineage: Eukaryota; Metazoa; Arthropoda; Insecta; Diptera; Drosophilidae. The record is from RefSeq and is a predicted model, not a curated record.